AUGUCGUGUUUUAUCUAUGAAGUUUCUGCUGAUCCACCUCACCUGUACAUUGGUUGCAUUUUACCUCUCAGUGGUGGAUAUUGGAACGAGCUCGGACACGAGAGCUUGCGUAGCGCCCAGCAGGCCGUACGUGACAUCAAUAAUAACACAGACAUACUGAGUGCAUAUGAAUUACAUUUAGUAUGCAAUGAUUCAAGGGGGGAUAUUAACGUUGCCUUGGAAGCAGUGGUGUCUCAAGUUUUCGAUCCACCCCAUCCGAAGCUCAUGUUAUUUGGAGGAGUUAUGUCUACUGUGACUAUAACUAUGGCACGAGUUUUGGCACUAUGGCAUGUCAUCGUGGUAUCACCUCUGGCUACGGCACCGACUCUGUCAAAUCGUGAUGAAUUCCCCGGAUUCUUUCGAACACAUCCGAGUCAGUACAUCUACAAUGAUGCUAGAUUGGAAAUGUGUAAAGCUUUCGGGUGGACAACUGUUGCUACACUGUAUCAAACGCAUGAGAAAUUUAUAGUGGCCAUGGACGCGUUUCACAAGCAACUCACUGAACGAAAUAUGAGUUUGUUAGUAACGGCAAGUUUUGAUAUUGAUCCCAAAGAACAGUUAGCGAGACUUAAAGGUGCUGAUGCUAGAAUUAUUGCAGCUGCCUUUUAUCAAGACAGAGCAUUGGAAGUUUUCUGCGAGGCGUACAAAAUUGGUCUGUUUGGCCCGAAGUACGUGUGGCUCGUUCCAUCUAGAUGGCUGAAACAAGGCUGGUGGUUAGGUACUGACGAAGACUCGGUAGAUUGUACAGUUAAUGAACUACUCGCUGCAAACAACGGAAUGUUUGGACUCGAUGUAAACGCAUGGGAUAUCAGCAAUGAACCCACAGUCAGUGGAAUGACUUCUCAGCAAAUUAAAUCGGUGUACGAGGCAGAACAGCAGGAGGUAAAUCUCUACGGGUCCCUGUCGUAUGAUGCCAUUUGGUCGAUGGCUUUGGCGUUAGACAAGUCAGAAGAAAGGUUUCAGAAUGGCGAAGCAGGUUACCAUGACAAUGGUAUACCCAAACAACUUCUAGAUUACGAUUUUUCUGACAAUAAUAUGCUAAGAAUCAUGGAAGAAGAAAUGCAAAAUACAUUUUUCAGAGGCGUAUCAGGUAUAGUACACUUCGACGAGAAUGGUGAGCGGGAAACGUUAGUUCACAUUGAACAGAAUUUAGAUGGAGUCUAUCGAACAAUUGGGUACUAUGACAGCUCAACCGAGAAUAUCAAUUGGACUCUUGAAAUAAAAGAUAUCUUCACCACCACAGGGGGCAGUGUUCCUGUCGAUGCAGUUAGUAUCAUCUACAUUACAAAUGUGAUAACUACAAUGAACGUUUUCGUUGUCAUGGCAACAUGUUCAGCAAUCGGAUUGCUCUGGUGCCUAGGGCUACUGACAUUCAACCUAUACCACAGAGAGAAAAGAGUGAUUAAAAUGUCAAGUCCAAAUCUUAAUAACUUCAUUAUUCUUGGAUGUUUGUUGUUGUACACUUUGGUUAUCGUGCAUGGAUUGGACACAUCUCAAAUGCAAGGCCCACUGUGUCAGAUCGAAAUGUGGUUAAUAUCCACUGGUUUUACGUUAUCCUUUGGAGCUAUGUUUUUAAAAACAUGGAGAAUUUUUAAAAUAUUCACAAAUAAAACUGCCCAGAAAGUGAGAGACGUCAGUCCCGAAAAUGAUGACGUAAUCUUUCAGACAGAAAAUUGUGUCUAUAUAUGCAGUUCGAAGAAUGCAACCUUUUGGAUGACUGCAUUAGCUGUUUAUAAAGGAAUCUUACUGGUGUUCGGUGUUUUCCUCACUUUCCAGACAAGGAAGGUCUACAUACGAGCACUUAAUGAUAGUAAACAUGUAGCUAUAGCCAUUUAUAAUGUCGUUGUGCUGUGUUUUAUUGGCGUUCCAACAUUUGUAAUACUACAAGAUAAACCAAAGGAAUCCUACGUCAUCAGUGGAUUAUUUAUAUUAAUUUGUGCUACAGCGACGAUGGGACUGAUAUUUGUCCCAAAGAUUAUCUUGGUGUAUCGUGGAAAUGCUACAGUUGAUGUGCAGACCAGUGAACUAACGGUAUCUUCGAUAGCGGAAUGUCAAAAAUGCCACGCUUUGAAACAAGAAAUGAAAUUGUUACCGGUGAUCACUGGACUGGGUAGCUGCGGAAAUACAUAA
Saccoglossus kowalevskii is the source of this 2169-nucleotide messenger RNA. RefSeq names its product gamma-aminobutyric acid type B receptor subunit 1-like. Gene Ontology annotation, cellular component: G protein-coupled receptor heterodimeric complex; membrane. The record is from RefSeq and is a predicted model, not a curated record. Gene Ontology annotation, biological process: gamma-aminobutyric acid signaling pathway; G protein-coupled receptor signaling pathway. Gene Ontology annotation, molecular function: G protein-coupled GABA receptor activity. NCBI's taxonomy places the organism in Eukaryota, Metazoa, Hemichordata, Enteropneusta, Harrimaniidae.